CCAAGCAAAAAUUUUUUUUUUUUUUGCCACACACAAUAUCUUCUGUUGCAAACAUUUCAUUGUUAUUAAAAGUUUUUUUUUCAUUUAAAUUACCGAUCCAUAUAAACAAUUUAUAUCUACAAAAAUGGCCGAUACACUCUUCAGCGAUAGUGGCCGAUUGGUCAAAAUGGAAGUUGAUUAUUGUGAAACGGUCAACGAAAAGCUACCUGUUUGUGAAAAAUUAGCCAAAGAUGGUAAAUUGAAAGAAGCAUUGGAUAUAUUGCUUUCAUUGGAAAAACAAACACGUACCGGAUCCGAUACACAUUCGACUGGUCGAAUAUUAGUGGCCAUAGUUAAACUUUGUUUCGAAGCCAAUGAUUUUGAUUUACUUAACGAACAGAUCGUAACGUUGACAAAACGUCGUUCACAAAUCAAACAAGCGGUAACGAAAAUGAUUCAAGAAUGUUGUAAUUAUGUGGAUAAAAUUUCUGAUAAAGAAAUACAAUUGAAAUAUAUUGAAACAUUACGUACGGUAACUGCUGGUAAAAUCUAUGUUGAAGUUGAACGUGCACGACUUACAUUGAAAUUGGCUCAUAUGAAAGAAUCUGAAGGUAAUGUUGAUGAAGCUGCCACUAUUUUGCAAGAACUUCAAGUUGAAACUUAUGGUUCAAUGGAUAAAAAAGAAAAAGUAGAAAUGAUUCUUGAACAGAUGCGUCUAUGUUUGGCACGUAAUGAUUAUAUACGAACACAGAUUAUUAGUAAAAAAAUUUCGACAAAAUUUUUCGAUAAUCCUGAAAUGCAUGAAUUGAAAUUCAAAUAUUAUAAACUAAUGAUUGAAUUGGAUCGUUCGGAUGAUGCUUUUCUUAACAUUUGUAAACAUUAUAUGGCCAUCUAUAAUACGGAUGCAAUCAAAAAUGAUUUGAAAAAACGUUGUUCAAUAUUGAAAAAUUGUGUUGUUUACAUUAUUCUUACACCGUAUGAUAAUGAACAAUCUGAUUUGAUUAAUCGUUUGAAGCUGGAAAAACCUAUAAAUGAGAUUCCAAAUUAUUUGGAAAUAUUGAAAUUAUUCACUACAUGGGAAUUGAUACAAUGGCAAACAUGGGAAACAUCUGUAUCGCAAUUAUUACGUAUGGGUAAUAAAUCGAAUGAUUUUGAAGCUGAACCAACCGGUGUAUUUCCAUCAUCCACUGAUGAUGGAUGUAAAAAAUGGAAUGUUUUGAAAAAUCGUGUUGUUGAACAUAAUAUUCGUGUUAUCGCCAAAUAUUAUAGUAAAAUUACAUUGAAACGAAUGGCCAAUCUAUUGGGAUUAACACAGCCAGAAACUGAAGAAUCGCUUAGUGCAUUAGUUGUAUCGAAAACCAUUUGGGCUAAAAUUGAUCGAUCAUUAGGUGUUAUAAAUUUUGAACAAAGUAAAGAUCCAAAUGAAGUAUUGAAUGAUUGGUCAACAAAUAUUGAUUCAUUAAUGAAUCUGGUUGGUAAAAUGAAUCAUUUGAUUAAUAAAGAAGAAAUGAUUCAUCAAAAUUAUGGUGACAUGGUGACUGCUUAAGUAAUUUUGUUUUCAAGAAAUUUUUGUAAAUUUUAAUUUGAGAUUGAAAUUUUUUCAAAAAAAAAAAAAGAAAAAGAAAAAAUAAAAUUUUCAACAAAUCACCACAAAUGCCAUCUAUCGCUGGAUGAAGUGAAACCCAUGUUAAACAAAAGAAAUCUAAAUAUACGCUUAUCACGCUUAACACUCUCGCAAAUCGACCAGCUUUUUUACGAAGGAGAGGCACAUGCAAAAAAAUUGGCAAUGCCGCUACCAAUUCUGGUGAUGAUGAUGCAUGCGAGAUUUUUCCGAUUUGUACUUUAAAAAUAAAUCAACGGACUAGCAAUCUAUGAAAAUGUUGAAUUUUUUGUCAUUUCGAUUGUUUCGAUUGUUUUCACAAAACAUAUGUGAAUUUGGACAUAGAUAUUAUUUAAACCCAUCCCAAAUUAUCAUUAUCCAUCGAGUAUCUGGGAUCUAUGAUCUACGUAUACUUGAUCAAUAAAGCUUUAUAUUUCAAUAGUGUCCAAUCCUCAACCAUAGCUGCGAACGUAUUAUCAUCGAUACAAUCAUUACGAUGAUGUCGAGAUCAUCGUAAAUUAUUACAUAUAUAUGAUCUUAAAUUAAAAUAUUGACAUUCCUAACCGGCCCAAACUUUGGCACAGACAUAUUGUCCGGUCACUGCUUUGGGCCCAUGGAUUCACCUUAUAAAACAACGAAUCAUGAAUUUCAUCUUGAUUGAUAAAAGGAGAUCCACGGGUUCAAAGUGGUUGGCCGGACUCGCCGACAUAAUGGGUCCACGAUUUUUCGAAUUAUGCUUGUGACCAUCAAUCAAAAAACUAUUGCGACAAUCAUCAUCUUUUUCAAUCCCGCUGAAGUUCAUUUUUACGAAACAAAGCGCUUGGAAUUUUCGUUUAAUCAACUGAAGCAAUCGACGGACUGGGAGAAGUCAUAAAAAUCGAUUGAUCGACCAUUAUGUCAAUCUUAUUACUCCAUCACAAAAUUUGGAUAUGGAUUUCCGAUGUACGUUGUCAUCAUCGUUAUUUAUGGGUAGAUUUCAACAUUUAUAAUGUCAAUUGCCAUCGUUAUAUCGUUUCUAUCCAAUAUAAUUCAUUUUUGUUUCAUUGUUAUAUUGAUCUUCAUCCUUAUAAUUUUGACAAAUAAAAGUUUUGUUUAUUGA
Molecule: messenger RNA, 2678 nt
Organism: Dermatophagoides farinae (American house dust mite)
Lineage: Eukaryota; Metazoa; Arthropoda; Arachnida; Sarcoptiformes; Pyroglyphidae
Gene: Rpn5
Product: regulatory particle non-ATPase 5
Cellular component (GO): proteasome regulatory particle, lid subcomplex; cytoplasm
Source: RefSeq, a predicted model, not a curated record